Sapajus apella (tufted capuchin) is the source of this 3558-nucleotide messenger RNA. It is a transcript of the gene SPNS1, whose product is annotated as sphingolipid transporter 1 (putative). Lineage: Eukaryota; Metazoa; Chordata; Mammalia; Primates; Cebidae. The transcript is spliced from 11 exons. The record is from RefSeq and is a predicted model, not a curated record. Gene Ontology annotation, biological process: transmembrane transport. Bases 1619 to 3316 code for a protein of 565 amino acids. Gene Ontology annotation, cellular component: membrane. Gene Ontology annotation, molecular function: transmembrane transporter activity.
ACGCUUCGUAAAAAUUUUCAUCCAACAUGUAGCCUGCCUUUUCGUUCCACAGGUGCAAUUUACAAUGUGUAUCACUCUCUAGAUAAGCUCCACGAGGGAAGGGAGUAAGUCUGCCUUUCCCUGAAACCUGGUAAAAUGCCAGGCACAUAGUAGAUGUUCAAUAAUAUUUUGUUGAGGGAAUUAAAUGGCUGCAAUCUGAAUUUCCUGUCCACCAAGGGAAACCAAGCUUAAGGUUGUGAAACACGAGGCCCCUAGUAUGGGCGGGGAGCAGUUGUGGAGAGCAAGGCCAAUUAUGUCUAUUCGGACUCAAAAUAGUUUCUAAUAAGGCAUCUUGGGGUGGGGGAUUCUCUCCCCACGAGACUCCAGAAUUUCAGUAGAGGGUUUUCAAGGUCUGGUUGAAAGUUGGGUCUUGAAGCUGUAUUUGCACAGAACUACACUAAUUUUACUUAGAGUGCCUAUUAGAUGUAGCUUGGAGAUUAUAAGCUGCCACUAAGGAACCACUCCAAGUUAUCCCUUUGACCCCAGUCCUGUAGCGGGGAAUCUCCUUAAGCUCGGAGUCCCCGCCUGCACUACAAAGCCCGCCGAAGGGCGUAAGGGCUCCAGUCCCGCUUGGAGUAAGGAAAAACAUGCUCCAGGAGGGGCAGGUGGAGACGCUUCCUUUGAUAGGUAUUUAAGUGUCCACGGUAAAGGCUCAGGAGUUUAUAAGGCUAGCAAGGUUGGGGAAUCCCAACAAACGGCGGGGCGCUGCUGAAGCUCGCUCCGUCCGUCCGUCCGUCCGUCCGUCCAUCAUCCAUCCAUCAUCCAUCCAUCAUCCAUCCCUCCAUCCAUCCAUCCAAUCCAUCCUUUACUGAGCGUAUCAAGCCGCCAACCAGACCCUGGGAGGAAGAGAGGAUGGUUCCCGACAGCUAGGGCUGCUCCUUGGCUUUUAGAGGUAUCUACCAUUUCCAAAACCUUUUGAGACCCCAUUAUCCCGUUUGUUGAAGGAGGAGUCUGUCGUGGGCGUUCCAGAUAAGAUAGCUGAGAUUCGGAAGGGCAGACGACUCCAGCAAGUCAUCGGGACGCCCUUUUUGACGCUCCUGGGACCGCAGGGUCUGGGAAGGUUCCUGGUUACCGUGGCAACCAGCCGGCAGUCACGUGACGCGGGAGGCCGGGCGGAACGUCUAAGAGGCUUCCGUAGUCGGGCGGCCGGUCACGUGCCGAGGGCUUCCCCGCGGGGACCCCCCUCCACCCCGGCUCCCGCGUCACAUGACCGGCUUUAAGCAACAUGGCGGCUGCCCUGGUGCGGGGCCAGGGCUGAGCGACAGCGACUGCAGCGGCCUCCUAUCCCGGGUGACGGGUGGCCUCAACGUGGGAUCGUGCCCUCUUCAGCCCGUCCUGUCUCCGACAUCACGUGUAUUCUGCAGGUUCCCUCCGCGCUGUGUGUCUACUGAAACGGGGAGGCGUGACAAGGUCCCCCGCUCCCUUCCCAGUCGUGCUCUGUGCUUCAGGGCAAGCUACCCGUCUCCGGGCGCACUUCCCUUGCCUGGGUUCCGUCCAUCCUCCUUUCUCCAGCCUCCUCCCCUCGCAGGUGGGAUCGUCGGUGGGACCGGAGCGCGGGCGGGCGCGGCGCCCUGGGACCAUGGCCGGGUCCGACACCGCGCCCUUCCUCAGCCAGGCGGAUGACCCGGACGACGGGCCGGUGCCUGGCACCCCGGGGUUGCCAGGGUCCACGGGGAACUCCAAGUCCGAGGAGCCCGAGGUCCUGGACCGGGAGGGGCUGCAGCGCAUCACCGGCCUAUCUCCGGGCCAUUCGGCUCUUAUAGUGGGGGUGCUGUGUUACAUCAACCUCCUGAACUACAUGGACCGCUUCACCGUGGCUGGUGUCCUUCCUGACAUCGAGCAGUUCUUCGACAUCGGGGACAGUAGCUCUGGGCUCAUCCAGACCGUGUUCAUCUCCAGUUACAUGGUGUUGGCACCUGUGUUUGGCUACCUGGGUGACAGGUACAAUCGGAAGUAUCUCAUGUGCGGGGGCAUUGCCUUCUGGUCCCUGGUGACACUGGGGUCAUCCUUCAUCCCCAGAGAGCGUUUCUGGCUGCUCCUCCUGACCCGGGGCCUGGUGGGGGUCGGGGAGGCCAGUUACUCCACCAUCGCGCCCACCCUCAUUGCCGACCUCUUCGUGGCCGACCAGCGGAGCCGGAUGCUCAGCGUCUUCUAUUUUGCCAUUCCGGUGGGAAGUGGUCUGGGCUACAUUGCGGGCUCCAAAGUGAAGGAUGUGGCUGGGGACUGGCACUGGGCCCUGAGGGUGACACCGGGUCUAGGAGUGGUGGCCGUUCUGCUGCUGUUCCUGGUAGUGCGUGAGCCACCAAGGGGAGCCGUGGAGCGCCACUCUGAUUCGCCACCCCUGAACCCCACCUCCUGGUGGGCAGAUCUGAGGGCUCUGGCAAGAAAUCCUAGUUUCAUCCUGUCUUCCCUGGGCUUCACUGCUGUGGCCUUUGUCACGGGCUCCCUGGCUCUGUGGGCUCCGGCGUUCCUGCUGCGUUCCCGAGUGGUCCUCGGGGAGACUCCACCUUGCCUUCCCGGAGACUCCUGUUCUUCCUCUGACAGUCUCAUCUUUGGCUUCAUCACCUGCCUGACUGGAGUCCUGGGUGUGGGCCUGGGCGUGGAGAUCAGCCGCCGGCUCCGCCGCUCCAAUCCCCGCGCUGACCCCCUGGUGUGUGCUGCUGGCCUCUUGGGCUCCGCACCCUUCCUCUUCCUGUCCCUUGCCUGUGCCCGUGGUAGCAUUGUGGCCACCUAUAUUUUCAUCUUCAUUGGAGAGACCCUCCUGUCCAUGAACUGGGCCAUCGUGGCUGACAUUCUGCUGUACGUGGUGAUCCCCACCCGACGCUCCACCGCCGAGGCCUUCCAGAUCGUGCUGUCCCACCUGCUGGGCGACGCUGGGAGCCCCUACCUCAUCGGCCUGGCCUGCUGCGUGAGGCAGGGCCCACAGAUGACCGGAUCGUGGUGCCCCAGCGGGGCCGCUCCACCCGGGUGCCCGUGGCCAGCGUGCUCAUCUGAGAGGCCGCCGCUUGCCUGCCUGCACAUCUGCCGCAGCUGGCCCUGGGCCCACCCCACAAGGGGCCUGGGCCUAACCCCUUGGCCUGGCGCAGCUUCCAGAGGGACCCUCGGCCGUGUCCCAGUUCCCAGACACUACAUGGGCAGCUCAGAGGAGGAGGUGGGGGUCCAGCAGGGGAUCCCCCUCCACAGGGCAGCCCCGGGGGCUCGGUGCUAUUUGUUAUGGAAUAAAAUUUGUAGCCAGACCCCAGGUGCCUGCUCUAGUCUUUCUCUGGGUGGCCUCUGAUCUUGUGUCCCGCCUUCACCCCAGGGCUCCCGAAGUCUGUGGGUCACCCCUUGGGGCUCUGAGUGAGUCUCUGCCCUUCUGGGCUGGGUGACUGAGAGCGGGGACUGCUCUCCUCCGAGUGAGCUGGCUCGGUGUGACCGUGAGUCACGUCCCUGCUUCUCUGGAGCCUGCCCCUGGCCUCGCAGGCCUGGCUGACGUGGGGGUGGGCACUGCCUUCUGCACCCCAGAAUUCCUGCUGUCAG